AUGUUUAAGUGGGUUCAAUCAGGACUAUCAGCCGUCGCUGGUACGGCAGAGCCAGAGUACGGACCAGACGCGAUUCAACCAGUUACCAAGGACUUAGACCUCAAGAAACCUUGGACUCCUCUUACUGAAGAUGACCUAAAGUGGCAAUAUCCAGAGCAUACUCAUGUUGAGACUCAGACGUUCUACUUCAACUCUGCAGACACUGGAUACCUUGGAUUUGCCCAAGUCAUCCAUAGUAACGUUGUAGGAUUGCACACCAACGCACAAUUCACUUUUAAGAUCUUCCACAAGGACACACCCGAAGACUUUGUUUGGACAAGCACCGGAUUGGAGAAUUUUAGAGUUGAGGGUCCAAACUUUUUUGCUGACCAUUUGAGUAUUAAGCUUAUAGAUGACAAGACGUAUCACUUGAAGAGUUUGGUCAACCCCGAAUCCAUUGUCGAUCUUACUAUCACUCGUUUGACUGACGGCGUAAAAUUUGGUAAAGAUGGUACUACUUAUUACGGUGAAGACCCAGAAAACCCAUGGGGAUCUAUGAGACAUAUUUUUUGGCCCAGAUGUCAUGUAAAGGGUAAGAUCCUGCUUGAAAAUAAAUCUGAAGAUAAAUCAAGCGAGUCAGAUGAGUUUAUUGAACGGCCCAUAGAGGGUAUUUCCAUGUACGUCAUGGCAUUACAAGGAAUGAAACCUCACCAUGCAGCAGCUACUUGGAACUUCUUGAAUUAUGUGUCCCCAGAUUACUCUGUUGUUAUCAUGGAGUUCACUACUCCCCCUUCUUAUGCAACUACCAAAGUAACCGUUGGUAUCGUUUCCAACAACGAGAAAGUGGUGCUUAGCUCGAUAAAUAAUGAGACAAAAUACAUUGACAGGGUUGUUGAUGACGUUACCGGAUGGAGCAUUCCUACAUCUAUCGAGUUUGACCUCUCUGGAUACGAAGGCGAUUCGCAAUUGAGAGUGGUUGUCAAGGGAAAGCUUGAAAAGUUGAGCGAGAGAGUGGAUGUGAUGGCUGAGAUUCCCCAGUUUGUCAAAAACAUUGUCAGUGGUAUUGCUGGCACCAAGCCCUUCAUUUACCAGUUCAACAACCCAUUCACUUUCACCCUCGCAAAAGAUGGAGAAGAGAUUGUGUCCGAAGAGGGUAAUGGUUAUAACGAGGCAACCUUCAUCACGGAAAUCUAG
Komagataella phaffii GS115 is the source of this 1173-nucleotide messenger RNA. RefSeq lists its product as uncharacterized. The transcript has a single exon. The record is from RefSeq and is a predicted model, not a curated record. Bases 1 to 1173 code for a protein of 390 amino acids. Gene Ontology annotation, biological process: response to oxidative stress. NCBI's taxonomy places the organism in Eukaryota, Fungi, Ascomycota, Pichiomycetes, Pichiales, Pichiaceae. Gene Ontology annotation, cellular component: cytoplasm.